Molecule: messenger RNA, 3534 nt
Organism: Carassius auratus (goldfish)
Lineage: Eukaryota; Metazoa; Chordata; Actinopteri; Cypriniformes; Cyprinidae
Product: calcium/calmodulin-dependent protein kinase type II subunit beta-like
Exons: 25
Coding region: 235-2319 (694 amino acids)
Biological process (GO): protein phosphorylation
Molecular function (GO): calcium/calmodulin-dependent protein kinase activity; ATP binding; calmodulin binding
Source: RefSeq, a predicted model, not a curated record
GGUGGCGCUCGCGCAGUCUAUUUUGAAGGCAGGCGAUUGGAGCACAGCGCGGGGGUGAGGACGCCCGCCGUCAGCAUACACGCUGCCCUACUCAACCAUUAACCUGUCAAUUCAACGCAUAGCAAGCUUUUUUGAGCACAAAAUCGAGGUGAAUAUCCAGGACGCUCUUGCUCGCCGAAUUGAGGACGAUUUUUAAUUCUUAAAGAAGUGUGUCCGAGUCCGAGACGGGAAGACAUGGCCACGACUACAUGUACGCGCUUCACGGACGAAUAUCAGCUGUACGAGGAGCUGGGCAAGGGAGCGUUUUCAGUGGUGCGACGAUGUGUGAAGUUGAGCACGGGCCAAGAAUACGCCGCCAAAAUCAUCAACACCAAAAAACUCUCCGCAAGAGACCAUCAGAAGCUGGAACGAGAAGCUCGAAUCUGUCGUUUGCUGAAACACCCCAAUAUCGUUCGUCUGCAUGACAGUAUAUCAGAGGAGGGCUUCCACUACCUGCUGUUUGAUUUGGUGACUGGAGGUGAACUGUUUGAAGACAUUGUAGCCAGAGAGUACUACAGCGAAGCAGAUGCCAGUCACUGUAUCCAUCAGAUUCUAGACAGUGUCCAUCAUAUUCACCAACAUGACAUAGUGCACAGGGACCUGAAGCCAGAGAAUCUGCUCUUGGCCAGUAAGUGCAAGAACGCCGCUGUGAAACUGGCCGACUUUGGACUGGCCAUUGAGGUGCAGGGAGACCAGCAGGCAUGGUUUGGAUUUGCAGGGACACCAGGUUACCUGUCCCCCGAGGUGCUGAGGAAGGAAGCAUAUGGCAAACCCGUGGACAUCUGGGCUUGCGGUGUGAUUCUGUACAUUCUUCUGGUUGGAUAUCCACCUUUCUGGGAUGAGGAUCAGCAUAAACUUUACCAACAGAUCAAAGCAGGAGCUUAUGAUUUUCCAUCUCCAGAAUGGGACACGGUUACUCCUGAAGCCAAAAAUCUCAUCAAUCAAAUGCUAACCAUAAACCCUUCCAAGAGAAUCACAGCACAGGAAGCUCUCAAACACCCAUGGGUCUGCCAACGCUCUACUGUGGCCUCCAUGAUGCACAGACAAGAGACUGUGGAAUGCCUGAAGAAGUUCAACGCCAGAAGGAAACUCAAGGGGGCCAUCCUCACCACCAUGCUGGUGUCACGGAACUUCUCUGUGGGUAGCAGGCAGACCACGGCUCCCGCCUCGGUCACUGCGGCUGCGGCUGCAGUAGCCGCGGCUGCAGGCACCACAGCAGGGCUGGUGGAACAAGCAGCCAAGAGCUUGUUGAACAAAAAAGCGGACGUUAAGAAGCGGAAGUCGAGCUCUACCAUUCAGUACAUGCCCCAGACAAACAGCACCAAAAACAGCAUAGUCACCAGUCCCAAAGGAAACCUCCCCUCUCCUGCACUGGAGGCACAGACCACUGUCAUCCAUAAUGUAGUGGAUGGGAUUAAGGAGUCAUCGGACAGCAGUAAUGCCACGGUGGAGGACGAGGAAAUGAAAGGAAAGCUUGUAGAUAACAGUUCAGUUCAGUCAAACCCCAGCAGCCAGCCUGACUCCGCCCACACACCUCCAGGCCCCUCCCCCGCUCUCUUCACUGCCACUAAGUUCACUGAUCUAUUGGGUGUGGUACGUCGGGGCUCGGUGCCCACAUCUGAUGUUGAGGGUGGAAGCACUAUCACUCCAGCUGUUGUUUCUGCCCCCUCCACUCCUCAGAUCCCCAGCCCCAGCAUUCCCAUACAGAUGUCACGUUUGACUGACCUAGUGAGCAGUGUGCGCAGACCUACAGCCCCUCAAACAGACAGUGAGCCUUCAGCAGCCAGCAGAGCCCUUACUGCCCCAGUAUCUGCCCCGUCACACCCCUCCCCUUCCCCUGCCCAACCGUCCUCCAGCCCCCUGCCGUCAGCACAUUCACGCAAACAGGAGAUCAUCAAAAUCACGGAGCAGCUUAUUGAGGCCAUCAACAAUGGCGACUUCGAAGCCUAUGCUAAAAUCUGCGACCCUGGACUCACCUGCUUUGAACCUGAGGCCUUGGGAAACCUGGUGGAGGGGAUGGACUUCCACAGAUUUUACUUUGAGAACUUGCUGUCUAAGAACAGUAAGCCCAUCCACACCACCAUCCUCAACCCUCACGUGCACCUGAUUGGAGAGGAGGCCGCCUGCAUCGCCUACAUCCGCCUCACGCAAUAUGUGGAUGGGCAGGGCCGGCCGCGCAGCAGCCAAUCAGAAGAGACGAGGGUGUGGCAUCGUCGCGACUCCAAAUGGCAGAAUGUGCAUUUCCACUGUUCGGGAGCUCCUGCCGCCCCUCUACAGUGAAGGUUGAGCACAUUGUAGCCACAUCUAUCAAGAGCGCCCAGCCACAAAUGGAGAGUGCAAGAGUGAAAGAGAGAGAGUGAGGGAGGGGGGAAGUUGGAGAGCGGGAGGAAGGAAAGAGAGCCCAGUGAUGGGUGGCUGUGAGUCUGCAGCGCCUGACCCUCCCACACUGGGCCCCGCCCCCUCACCUGUCAAUCACCUCACCUGCCAAUCACUUUUGUGCAUCAUCUUUUGUCUUGCCUUCAACUUUACCCCCUCUCUCCAUCCCUCCCAGACACGUCCCUGUAUCUUUACACCCGUGCAGAGACUCUUUGUUGUGCACAUGUGCUGUGUGGAUUUGGACAGUCUUUGAUUAGUACGGAUAAUAAGGCCUCAGCAAGUCGUCUGUGAAAAGCCAUGCUUUCCGUCACACCUUCCCAGUGUGAAUAAUGUUACACUGAUUCGCCGUCCUCACUUACAGUGUGUAGAUUUUCAAGAUUAUUGUUGUUAUUAUUAUUAUGAUUAAUAUUGUUCUUACUGUUGUUAUUAGUAUUAAAUACAAAGGCAAUUGUACGUGUUACUUACACAAUUCACGUUCUGGAUGCCAAUGAUUUGUAAUUUAUGCCUUUUGUUUUUCUCUAAACAUUUUUCGGAGAGCAUGAAUUUUUCUGUAUUUCCAAAGCGGCCUCAGUGAUGUAGAGAAAUAAUGGCCGCUGUUCAUGUACAGGCUUCUCAAUGUGAUUCACAUCCAACCGACGCGUCUGUCCAUGUGUUUAAACGUUAGUGGACGUAUGUUGGUAUGUGUGACUGUUUUGGGGCAGAUUCUACCAGAGCCUGAGUAAGAACGACGAUGUGACAUUCGGGGUCUUCCAGCUUUAAUCGUUAGUUCUCGCAUCAUUAGUGCAGAUUGGGAAAAACCCAAUUUUCUGUCAGUUGGCGAACUUUGUAUUGGAUGAACAACUCCUUGUUCUGGAAAGCCACAACUGUUCUUUAUAUGCGACACCAAUUGCAACGUUAAUAUUAGAUAUUAGUGUUGCGCUUUUUUUUUUUUUUUUUUUCGUUACUUCCUCUGUUGUACCAAUGGUUUUUGGAAAGUGCCCAUACAUUUGGACUGACUGAAUCAAACUAAAAUCUAUACCUGAUCUGAACAAACAGUAGGUUUACCAGAUGACCUCCUCAUUGAUGCAUUUUCUCAGAGUAUGGAAAGAUGUGGACAUCCAGUGACAUUAGAGGAGUUUG